AUGGCGACUCCGAUCGGUUCUCCCCGUGUCCCCUCGACUGUCGGUUCUUCACUAGUGACGCCAGUUGCUCGGGAUGACGAUCAGAGAGCUCAGCACCAUGCGCCGCUUUUGCCAUGCUCUGCUGCCGCUUUCGCAACGCCUGGCACGAUGCACGCCGGCAUGCUGCCUGCUUCUGCCACCGCUCGUGCUUUGCCUUUGUUGCCUGCCUUUUCUGUGUCCGCUGCUCCUGCUGCUUCCGCACCUGCCCUUCUUCCGACCGAUCCUUCUUCUUGUCCUCUGUCCCUUCGCGGGGAUCCAGAGGGCGCUCGGGCCCUUUUUGGGUCCGGGCCGGACGGCCGUGGUCCACCGAUUUCGGACCCGGCGUCCUUCCGUCCACCGCGCCCCGAUUCUUACGGGCCGGUGGCUGGCCGCGGUGGAGCCUUGCUCCCCGACGAGCCCAUGAACGACCAUCCGGGUGCGCCCCAUGUUUCCGUCGCAACGAUUACCGCGGCGGAUCAUGGUGGUGCUGCCCCCGCCACCGAUUACGGCGGGAGGCUUACCGGACCCUGUGCUGUCAGGGCCCUGGUCGAUGAAGCCAUUGGGUCGGAAGCAUCCGCGCGUAUCGCCACCGAUAUUCUGGCGAUCGCGCAGGGUGUGACCAAUACCCAAGCCGACCUCGAUAUACUGAGGAACGGCGUCUCGGACAUCGCUGAAGCACUUGAGAACAAGAUCCGAGACAUGUGGGAGCUUCUUCAGGGCGCGUUGAGUGAUGAGCAACAGCGUCUCACUCACGUACAAGACUCGAUCCGAGAGAGACGGAUUUCAGAUCUCGAGUCCCUUGAUGAGCGUUUCGAUAGGCUUAACUCGAUGCUGAAUGACCGAUUCAUUGAGUUCGAUGAGCGGAUCCACCAAUUCAACGAGAAGCGUGCUGGAUCGCUAUCCAUGCAGCUUGCUGAGACGAUCCGUCACAUCAAACAGUACCCCGAUGCGCUGCGGCAAAUCUUGAUCUCUAAUGCCGAAUCGCGUGUCGCUGCGGUUGAGCAGAACGCUACUCACCGCAUUGAGGUGAUUAGAUCCGAGAUGAGCCGUGCUCUCUACGAUCAUAAGGAGAGUAAUCGAGUUCUCAUCGAUCAGCUCACUGCUCGCAUUCAGCACCUCGAGAGCGCUCAUGUCCGCAGGGGUGGUUCUGACUUGUCGACGCCUUCGCGCCCGGAACGGACGCAGUUCUUCGAUAUCAGUGACCAUGAUGGGGAUUUUCCCCGUCCUGCGGACUUGCCGCCAGUCCGAUUGAUCAUGGCUCUCCGCCGGGAUGCAAUGCUGAAGAUCUCCGAUUCCGGCCGUUCCGUCCACAAAUGCCGCCGGAGCGACAUCCGGCCGAGCCCGACCUUCCCGUGCCAAAUUUCCUACGACACUCGAACUGUUCCGGCAGGGAAGGGACCUUCAAGAUGGUAUGAUGCAAUGCUUGGCCGAUCCAAUCUCAUUGGCAGCAGUUCUGGUGCACCUGUUCUCCAUAGCGAGACCGGUACCUUCACGCUGGCACCGAACACAAGCGUCACUGCAACGCUUCGCCCUACUGCUACCGAUGACAGUGAUGGAUGGGCUAUGCCUCCGAUGCCCACCUUUAAUGCCAGAACGUCCGCCCCUGCACCCAGUGCUGCGCCAUCCGGACUAGUCGGACCGCCGCCUGCGCAUGGCGGUGACGGUGGUUCUUUCGGUGGUGACGGCCCCAACAAUCACGGGGGUGCGUACGGUGGUGGUUUUGGAGGGCAUGGACACCACGGGUCCGGUUUCGGCCCUGGUGGCGGUGGUGGACCUCCCAGUGGCCCGCCCGGCGGCCCGCCUGGUGGUGGAGGCCCUCCCGACGGGAGUGGUCCGCCCGCUGGUGGCCUUGAUCCGCCGAGCAUCAGGCCCUCAGGUCGACCGAGCGGGAAUGAUACUGUCCAGUGCGAGCGCUGCACCGGAACGUUCCCGACCACCGUGCGACGGCCGUGCAUCUCUUGCCGGUUCUCGUGCUGCAACGGAUGUUGCCGAGAUCCUUUGAGAAUCUGUCUCGUGUGUCUUGAAAGACAGACUGGGAAUCCACCUGGUCCUAACGAUACGGGAUCCGGUGGACCCAAGGGCGAUGGAUCGCUGAGCGAGGCUAAGAAGGCAAAGUGCAAAUCCUUUCGGCUCGACCCAGAGCCCGAGCCCGCUCAGCUGCGACGCUGGAUCGUCGAUAUGAAAGAGCGAGUUGCGAAUGCAUUCGCAUACGAUCCCGGAUACGCACUCUCAUGGGUUGAGAUUCCCGAUGGUACACGAUAUGAAGAUCUCCUUGAUGAGUGCAAGUACGGAAUGCUUGAAAACGAAUGCAACUCUGCAUUCCGUGAGUGCGUCAAGUCCAUUGCACUGAAGAAUAAGAUCCAGACCGAAACCGAGCGCAUGCAUACGAUAAAUCGGCGACUCGGCAGUAGGCAGAUCUUAUGGUUGUUGUAUGAUUUCCUUCGACCACAUGUCACUGGCGAUUCGACUUUCAAGCUCGUUGAUCUCAUGAAGACCACGAUUGAUCGGUUUACUCAUGGAUCCGAGCAGGAAAGGCUUGAAGCCUUCUCCAACCGAUGGGAUCAUGUUCUCGCUGGUAUAUCAGUCGAUCGCCCCGAGGAUCCUGUCCUUUGCGCCCUCUUCUAUGAGCAGGUGCGUGAGUUCCGCUGUCUCGAGUUCGAUAUGCAGUUGUGGGACAGGGAUGUGUCAGUUCGGAACUACGCAUACUUGCGGACCGUCUGCGUCAAUGCGAUUACAACUUGGCGCCGACGACGCAACCAGGAGAAGAUGUACACCGCCACACGAUCUACCUCUGCGCAGAGACGAUAUGCUGCCUCCUGGCCGCCGAGACUCCAGAAGAGGGAGUCCAUACCGAAGGAGCUCGCCAAGGCACACGUCGCCCAGACGAUCCUCCCCGAGACGUGGUUCGCCGAGGCGAUACUCGCGCAGUCCGGGAAGGGCCGCUCCUGCGCCAACGCGCCCUGCAUCACGAUCUCCACGAGGACGGGAAAUCUGCUACGAUUUCAAGAACGGCAGAUGUACGCGAGGAAGCGGUUGUAA
Messenger RNA from Symbiodinium sp. CCMP2592, 3057 nucleotides. The record is from the annotation of a GenBank genome assembly. Lineage: Eukaryota; Dinophyceae; Suessiales; Symbiodiniaceae.